UCAUGGCUCCCGUUCCGAUAUCGUGAAUCUGUGUUCCUGGCGGCACAAAGCGUGGGUGCAGAAAGGUGUGCUGAUUGCUUGUAACAAUGUAGCCAUGAGAGGCUGCUACCUUGGACAGAUCAUAAGUGCAUUAUGAUGAUGGACAUCAUGAAUUACUACUCCUCCAAGCCUCACAUGGAGCUUAGCGCUCAGAUGAUAGAUAAAGCUACUACAUGUGUUGUCUGCCGCAAGGAGCUUUAUCUGGGUACCUCUGACUGCUUGUCUACAGCUAUCAAUCUUGGACCUUCACAGAACACUGUGAAAGAGAAACUUGGAAAAAUCAUCAAUGUGGACUUGGAAUCUUUCUCAGGGAAGAUUGAGAGUAUCUGUGGCAAAUGUUUCUCGGCUAUCAUCUGUAUUGAUACCUUGGAGGGUAGUGUCAAUGCAAUGAAACAGGACAUUGUCCUCACCUUUAGCCUUGCAAAUGUUUCUCUAGCUGGCAAUGCCAAUGACAGCAAGAAUUUAGGCACCAAUAAAAUUGAAAGUUCAGGAUUGUCUCAAGCUGUUGAGACAGUUGUGAAACCACUGGGAAACAUGAAGCUGCAAAAUGAGACCAGUGGUCAACCAAGUGAAGCUGAUGAAGAACUGACUGCUGAGAGUGUGGAUGAGAAAACAGAAGAUGACAUGAAACAAAUAGAUGGGUUUGAAGACUGCCCAACUGAUUCUACUUCACUUUCAGAAUCAAGUCAUUUCCAAAUAAGUAGUGGAGCUAAUGCAGAGUCUCUCUCUGAUGAUGUCACAUCUGAUACUGUGGAAGGACGACACAGCCCCGACUCUGAAUUCAAUACGAGUGACACUGCUUCUCCAGCGAAAGGCCAUUUGACACCAGAUGCCAGUGACAAGCUAUUCCAACCAGUGCUGGAAUUGAGGACUGAUGCAAUUCAAAAUUCAUUCCUGCCACGAGAUCUUACUCCAUCAUUCAGAUCAAAUGCAAAUGGCUGUGAGGAAAUAUCCUGCAUGAAUGUAAGUGGUGCAGCAAGACCACCAGAUGCAUCCCAUGCUUGUGCUGAUGAUAAGGGAGCAGUGGGUUCUUCCUCCUACAAGAGACUUGCUGAGCCCUGUGCUGGACCCACGACACGAAGGCGUCGGUUCAGGUACAUCUGUGAUGUCUGCGGGAAAGGCUGUCGUGACAUUGUCAUCCAUAAGCGUCGGCACAUGGGAGUGCGACCUUUUCCAUGCUCUAGGUUUUACCUUCUCAUCAUCUCAGUUUGCAUUCAUUCCACAACAUUGAUGCUGGUUCUCCUGUGGCAGCCAGCCAACAACAUGGCAUCGAAUGCAGUGGGGGCAGCCAAGGUGGCUCCCUCCUGCCUUGUCUGUCGGAAGCACCUUGCACCUGGUGCAUUCGACUGUGUCAACACCACCGAUGUUCUCCGAUCAUCUAACAAGGCUGUCCUAGGCAAGCUGAACUCUCUUCUUGAGUCUAACUUGAGGAACCUGAAUCUUGAUGUAGAAUGCAUCUGCCGGCGCUGCUUUAACCUCCUCGACAUCCUGGAAAACCUGGAGGUUAUGGCUACUAACAUCAAGAGUGAUAUCUUGACCAUGUUCCAAGAAUCUAAUCCCAAGUUCAAAGACUUGUCAAAGCAAGAUCCUGAGCCAGAACAGGAUGAAAAUCCUGUGGCUAAUCAGGCAAUCACCCCGGUGACCAUAGAAAAUCAAGAUGCAAGUGAGGUUGCAGUGCUAUCUAAACACCUAUCUGACAUUGGGGUGACUCUGUCAUUGAAGAAUUAUGAUUUGGAGAAGAAUCCCAAAUCAGAGGUCUCACUGUCUUCCAGCACAACUGCCAAGACACCUGUGAAGGAUGAGGCCAAGCCAGUGAUUACAUUUGAUGGAAGCACCACAGAUAGGCCCACAUUGGAGAAUGGAGAUGAACAUGGUGUGGAGAAAACUAAUGGAGACUUGACUGGAGAAGGAGAGGACCCUAGUAUAUUACCUCUGUGGGAGUGUGAGAUCUGCAGAAAGAAGUUCAAACGGAAGGACGACCAUGUCUUGCACAUGAAACGUCACAACAAGGACUACAAGUGGUUCUGUGAGUACUGUGGAAAGGGAUUCGUGGCAACAGCAGACUACAAGGAGCAUGUCCAAGCGAUCCAUCAGCAGAUCCAGUCCUUCACGUGCGAAGUUUGCUCUCGAGCGUUUGGUCACCGCAGUGCCUACUAUCGGCACAAGCGCACGUCUUGCGACACUCAGAAGAAAAUGCAUGAGUGUUCCGAGUGUGGUUCGAUGUUCAACUUCAAGCUCUCCAUGCACAAUCACAUGUGGGUGACUCAUGGGGUCAUCCCUGAAGGAACUAAGUUUCAUCAAUGUCAGCACUGCCCAGAAAAGUUCAUUCUCAAAAAGAAUUUCAAGAAGCAUUUGGUGUCACACACCAAAAAGUUGUCUUACCCAUGCACCAUGUGUUCAUUUGCAUCUCACCACAAGACAAAACUCCAAGCUCACAUGAAAGUCCAGCAUGAAGUUGAUGAGAUUUCCUUCCAUGAAGUCUAUCCUGGUGGAUCGGGAACGGCAGCCAUUGCCAGACGGCUUGAAGGAGAGGUCAACUCCUCUGCUUGGGAUGAAGACCCUGGGAUCAUUGCUGAAAAGCUCUUGGAAGUGUUAUUGACAAUGGCAGUAAGAACUCAGUUUGAAAACAAUAAUGAAGUAGGUGUAUUCUCAAAGCUGACUAAUGCCUACUGUCUGGUUGCCAUUGGAGGUUCAGAAGUCUUCUAUAGUGUGUUUGAGAGUGAAUUGGCAGACACUAUUCCUGUGGUUCAUUCCUCCAUCGCAGGCUGUCGAAUCAUUGGACGGCUGACUGUUGGCAACAGGCAUGGGCUUCUGGUUCCAAGCUCAACAACAGACCAAGAACUUCAGCAUUUGAGGAACUCACUCCCUGAUUCUGUGAAAAUCAUGAGGGUAGAGGAGAGGCUGUCGGCAUUGGGGAACGUCAUCGCGUGCAAUGACUAUGUCGCCCUUGUCCAUCCAGAUCUGGACAAGGAGACAGAGGAGAUCUUGGCUGAUGUCUUAAACGUGGAGGUAUUCAGGCAGACGGUAGCCGAGCAGGUUCUGGUCGGGUCCUAUUCCAUUAUCAGCAAUCAGGGUGGGAUUGUCCAUCCCAAAACAUCCAUCCAGGACCAGGAUGAGCUCUCAUCAUUACUCCAGAUCCCUCUAGUUGCGGGAACGGUGAACCGAGGUUCGGAUGUGGUGGGGGCGGGGAUGGUGGUGAACGACUGGUGCGCAUUCUGCGGUCUCGACACGACCUCCACGGAGAUCUCCGUCAUUGAGAGCAUCUUCAAGCUCAACGAUGCCCAGCCGUCUGCUAUCACCACACAGAUGAGGUCUUCCCUCAUUGAAAGCAUGACAUAGCAGAAUGAGUGUCAAGAUGAUGCUUUUGGGAUGGGGAGAUAUCAUGGGCAUCACUUUCCAGUUGGAUAGUCUUCAUCCUGAGUCCUGUGACCUGAGAAAGGGGCAUCAUUCUCGUUUCGUGUCGUUGUUUUGUUUCGAUCAGAGAUCCAAAUAAACUGAAUUUUCUGCGAAGCCGUUCUCGUGACAGAAAUGGAAGUCA
This is a messenger RNA of Darwinula stevensoni, 3577 nucleotides long. The record is from the annotation of a GenBank genome assembly. Lineage: Eukaryota; Metazoa; Arthropoda; Ostracoda; Podocopida; Darwinulidae.